Molecule: messenger RNA, 366 nt
Organism: Fusarium graminearum PH-1
Lineage: Eukaryota; Fungi; Ascomycota; Sordariomycetes; Hypocreales; Nectriaceae
Exons: 4
Coding region: 1-366 (121 amino acids)
Source: RefSeq, a predicted model, not a curated record
AUGGGCUGUCGUGAAUUCUUGUUAGAUCUGCCAAUGUCGUCUUUGGCGGUGCGCUUGAGGUUUGGCGGGUUGGCUAGGUUGGCCGAGAUAGCAGGAGGAUCGGGGGCCUUAUUGCCGUUAGAUACCAAUAAGCUCAAGUUUGAGCUCGUCGACGUCAAGGGUCACUAUCUCACCUCCGAUUGGUCCAUCAAGGGUACAUACACCAUAGUUGAUAUGGUUGAAAAGGCUGUUGUCGCUCUUAGGGAAGAGCUUCAAGUCCAACAAGAGUCUCAGCUGGCUGAGGACGAGAAGAAGAAGGAUGAAAAAGAGACGCCCAGCAAGGAAGAGAACACCGAGACCAGCAGUAUGGAUCUCGUCCAGGUUUAG